CAGACCAGACCUCCACCGAGACACUGUGGGCUUUGGGACAGUCUGAGGGAAAAUCGACACACACACACACAGAGGAUUAUCCAGCUGGGAUAAACGCUCCCCACAGCGGCAACGAAUUUAUCGUUGGAGACUAGGAGGCCGCUCGGCCCAGCCUGGUCCCUGCUAGCCCCCCGCAUGGACGUGUUUGGCGGAGCCCCCCGGUUCGUGGCGUACCCCAGGACGUACACGGUGCCGGACGGCGCGGACGCGGUGCUGAAGUGCCAGAUCGCGGGCGAUCCCCGGCCCACGGUGGUGUGGGAGCGCGACAAGUCCCGCAUCCUCCCCUCGGCCCGCCACCGCCUGCUGGAGGACAGCGGCGUCUACCAGCUGGUGGUGACCGAGGCCCGUCUGGAGGACAGCGGCCAGUACGUCUGCAAGGCCAAGAACGCGGUGGGCGAGACCUACGCCGCUGCCACGCUACGGGUGCGCGAGGGCGGAGGAUGCAGCGACAAGCCCACGUUCCUGGUCCGGCCCAGCUCCGCCAGGGUCUCACGGGGAGACGAUGUGGUCUUCGCGGGACGUCUGGGCGGCAACCCUCCGCCCACGGUGACCUGGGACAAGGACGGCCGGGAACUGGGCCAGAUCUUCGAGAGCGGCCACUACAGUGUUGGUCGGGAGGAGGGCGAAGGCUGGCACCACCUGAAGAUCUUUGGCGCGCGCCCGCCAGAUGCGGGGGUCUACCUCUGCCGGGCCGCCAACGUCUACGGCCAGUCUAUGGCAGCGGCCGUUCUUCUGGUGGACCCCGGGCAGAUCCAGCCCCCUCCCCCUCCCCCUCCUCCUCCUCAUCCUCCUCCUCCGACGACGACGAUGACAACUCCUCCUCCGACGACGACGAUGACGAUGACGACUCCUCCUCCGACGACGACGAUGACCGUGGACUCCCCGGAGGGAACGCCGCGCCGGGAGGGAGCGCCGCGCCGGGCCGCGGUCAAGGUGAAGGGAUUCGCCGUGUGCCAGGGCAAGCACGCCAAGUUUCGCUGCCGUGUGACCGGGAAGCCCAAGCCCGAGAUCUACUGGUGCAAGGACGGCGAGCCCGUGGCCGCGGGGAGGCGCCACCUCCUCUACGAGGACCGGGACGGCUACUUCAACCUGAAGAUGCUCUACUGCAGGCCGGGCGAUGGUGGACUCUACACCUGCGCUGCCUCCAACUCUGCCGGCAACACGCUCAGCUCAGUGUUGCUGCACAUCACAGAACCUCAGACCAAGUUCCGUAGCCAGCUGCGGGACGUGGAGGUGAGGGAACGCGAGCGGGCCGUGCUGGAGUGCGAGGUGCCGGCCGGCUCGGUCCCAUCCGCCUGGUACCUGGAGGACCGCAGGCUCCGGCCCAGCGCCAAGUACGUGAUCGAGCAACGGGGCGCUCUACGCCGGCUCACCAUCAACGACGUGACCAUGGAUGACGAUGGCGUCUACCUCUGCCAGAUGAGAGAGGGAGGGAGGAGCGUGGCUGAGCUGGCGGUCAAGGGCAAGAUCGUGAAGAGGUUGCCGCGGAAGCUGUCCGUGGUGGAGGGGGAGAACGCUGCGUUCUGCGUGGAGCUGGACGAGGCGGGUGUGGACGUGCGCUGGUACAAGGACGGGGAGCUCCUCCGCGAGACCCACAAGACCAUCAUCAAAUCCUUCGGCAAGACCCACAUCCUGGUCCUGGUCAAUGCCGGCCCGGAGGAUGCGGGCACCGUCACCUUCGUCAUCAGCGAGUCCAAGUCGACAUGCCAGCUGAAGGUCAAAGGCAGGAGCCGGUCGGUGCCGGGACCUCCGGUGAAGGUGCGUCUGGGCUGCGAGCGGGUGAACGCAGCCUGGUUGGAGUGGGGGCCGCCAGCACCGGCGGAGGGCGAUGGCGAGGGGCCGGCGGGGGCCACGGGCUACGUGGUGGAGCGGCAGGAGCUGGGGGCCGAGGAGUGGCUGCAGUGCGUCACCACCGAGACCUGCGGCCCCGUACAGGUGCUGGGCGACAGCGUUCCCGCCGAGGCGCAGUACCGCUUCCGUGUCUGCUCCGUCAACGCCUACGGUCGCGGCGGCUCCACGCUCUUCCCCGGGACCGUGCAUCUUGUGACGCAGGAUUGGGAGAUUGGGGAGGGGGUGAGGUUACUUACCCCGGCAGCCCGUAUCCGCCACCACUUGGAUGAUGUGUCGGUGACGGAGGGCGUUGACGCUGAGUUUGCCGUGGAGCUGACGGCGCGGCUCAUGGGCACGUGGCACGUGCAGGGCCGGCAAAUCCAGGAUGACGAGCGUUUUGCCGUCGGGCAGGACCAGUGCCGGCACUCCCUCUGCAUCCGCCGGGCGGCACUGGAGGACAACCAGGCCCAGGUCACUUUAAUCGCCCACGGCGUGCGCGACUCCGCCCUGCUCUACGUCCAAGCUGCGCCCGUGACCAUCUCGCUGCCCCCGGGGACACAGAGGGACCUGCUGGUCACUGCGCCCGACACCAUCGACCUGAGCUGCCGGGUGUCCAGAGCCGAUGCCCGUGUCGACUGGUCCAAGGACGGCCGGGAGCUCGGCCCCAGUGACCAGCUGACCCUGGAGACGUCAGGACAGACGAGGAGGCUGGUCGUCCAGUCUAGCCGGACAUCCGACUCCGGACAGUACACCUGCCACACCGCCGACAGUGUCGUGACUUUCUGUGUCACUGUAUCAGCUGCGCCCGUGACCAUCUCGCUGACCCCGGGGACACAGAGGGACCUGCUGGUCACUGCGCCCGACACCAUCGACCUGAGCUGCCGGGUGUCCAGAGCCGAUGCCCGUGUCGACUGGUCCAAGGACGGCCGGGAGCUCGGCCCCAGUGACCAGCUGACCCUGGAGACGUCAGGACAGACGAGGAGGCUGGUCGUCCAGUCUAGCCGGACAUCCGACUCCGGACAGUACACCUGCCACACCGCCGACAGUGUCGUGACUUUCUGUGUUACUGUAUCAG
Molecule: messenger RNA, 2944 nt
Organism: Leucoraja erinaceus (little skate)
Lineage: Eukaryota; Metazoa; Chordata; Chondrichthyes; Rajiformes; Rajidae
Product: obscurin-like protein 1
Exons: 9
Molecular function (GO): protein binding
Source: RefSeq, a predicted model, not a curated record